AUGUCCGACUCCUCCACGCCCGCACCCAAAUCGUCAACCGACCCGUCCCUCCGACCGCUCCACCAAGCCCUCUUCGACGCUGGACUCGCCACGCGCCGCGCCGUCGUCGGCGACGUCUACGUCGACCGCGCCCUGGCCAAUGGGUCGACGGAAUUCUCGCGGCCCGGCCAGGAGCUGGUGACCGAGUGGUGCUGGGGAUACGCGUGGACACGACCGGGACUGGCGCGUCGCGACCGUUCGCUACUGAAUAUCGGCAUGCUGAUGGCGUUGAACCGCGGCCCCGAACUGGCCGUGCAUGUGCGCGGCGCUAGACGCAAUGGCCUCUCCGAGACGGAAAUCCGCGAGGCCAUCCUGCACGCCACUACGUACUGCGGCGUGCCGGCUGGUGUCGAUGCCAUGAAGGUCGCAGAGAAGGUGUUGGAUGAUAUGGCUGCCAGUGGGGAACUGCCUCGCGAAUUGGGCGGUAAGAGUCCAGAUGCGUGA
Messenger RNA from Capronia epimyces CBS 606.96, 483 nucleotides. Its product is annotated as 4-carboxymuconolactone decarboxylase. NCBI's taxonomy places the organism in Eukaryota, Fungi, Ascomycota, Eurotiomycetes, Chaetothyriales, Herpotrichiellaceae. Gene Ontology annotation, molecular function: peroxiredoxin activity. Bases 1 to 483 code for a protein of 160 amino acids. The transcript has a single exon. The record is from RefSeq and is a predicted model, not a curated record.